CUUCUAAUCAACUACCACUAUCCCCCCUUUUCCCCUCGGCCAAGACGACGCUGUCACCCACAGCCGUCACACCACCAUCUCCGUCCGAGAAUCACCUCGUUCGUCUGCUUUCCGACCGUUACAGGAAUGGCAGGCGAGAAACGUGUGUUGACGUUAGGUGGAAAAGGGUCAUCACUCUCUUCAGCUUCUGUUUUUGAGUUCUCGACUGCUUCUUCACCUAUGCUUCUGAAAAUUGACCCGGCUGCGCUUGCUAGGUUAUCUUCGCCUUCUUCAUCUCAGUUUAAGCUUCAGUUAUUGGUGCCCGAUUAUUUGACUCCUGAGGAAGCCAGAGCUUCUGUUCUUCUGCUCUUGUAUAAGAUUUUGAUUGGUGGGUCGUUUCCGGCUUCUGUGGCUUCGCAGUUGUUGGAUCUUUUGAAUAAAGAUACUCAAAUUUCGACGAUUGAUCUUGAUUUUGAUAAGCAAGAGAAUGUUGAUAUGUUAAGAAAUUGUUGGCCGGAUAUCACUAUCCAAGCAAUCUGUGCUUUAUUGGAUUACACUGUUACUUCAUUGGCCACAGUUUCAGAUGCUGUAGCUGCAUUAUCUUGUGACACGUUGGAAGCCAACACUUCAGUUGCUUUUAGUUAUUUCACAGAUUCUGGUGAAGGUUUUUCUCACAAAGAUAGAGCUUCGGUUGUUAGUGAUCUCAAGGUUUUGCUUAAUGGCUCUACAAUGCCCGGGAAACAGCAGUGUGACGAAGUUUUUAGUAAGAUUCCUAUUAUUCAUGGUCGUUUGAGGUCACUCUGCAAGUCAGUCCACUCUGAAACUCGGGUUGAACUGAAUUCUAUUCUGUCUCGACAUGGUAGCACCUGUGAGGACUUGACCAUUUGUUUUUCUCCACUGGCUGAUGCACUCAAGUGUCUUGGUGAGAGUAGUUGGCUCCGAGCAAAACGUUGUUUAGAGAAAUUGGAAGAAGGAAAUUUAUUUCCUACUUUGGUUAAGAGUUUCAAUGCUGGAUGCCCUGAUAUUGACAAACUGGAAGGAUCUGUUAUGUCUUUUGCAGCAUUUAAGGAGGAAAAAAACUACAUCAGGUCGUUGCAUGAAGUUUAUACUUUAUCUGAGACUGUGGGAAAGAUGCUUUCUUGGGAAACAAAUCUUUCUUUCAUCUUACUCGAGGGGCGUGAACAAAAGCCAGUGCUAGAGAAUACUGAUGGUGUAAUUGCAAAAUCAGAGAAAAAGAAUGAGAAGAAGAAAGGCGCUAACAAAAAAGUCAUUGGGAAAGGCACUAAUAUUUUUAUGCAGUUUUUAAAGGAUAGAUUACAGCUCAAUUAUAGCAAUUUAGUUGAUGAUUCAGUUCUCGCGGAGAAAGUGACGCAGGGUUUCCUCUCUGUUUUUGACUUGAAAGACUCUGGGUUUCAGCAUCUACUGCAGAAAGUCAAGGAUAUUGUUGACAGCAAUGAGAGCAGAAGGCUUCCUAAGAUUCCUAAGGGGACUCGUGAUUUUGCUAAAGAACAGAUGGCUGUCAGAAAUAAAACAUUCUCUAUUGUCACCGAUGUCUUUGAGAGGCAUGGUGCUAUGGCACUCGAUACUCCUGUAUUUGAAUUGCGAGAAACUCUUACUGGCAAAUAUGGCGAAGAUUCAAAGUUGAUUUAUGAUUUGGCUGACCAGGGUGGAGAGCUUUGUUCUCUUCGAUACGACCUUACUGUUCCAUUUGCUAGAUACGUUGCUAUGAAUGGUAUUAAGUCAUUCAGACGGUUCCAAAUAGCAAAAGUAUAUAGAAGAGACAACCCAUCUAAAGGAAGAUACCGUGAAUUUUAUCAAUGUGAUUUCGACAUUGCUGGUGAUGAAACAAUAGGAGCCGACUUCGAGGUCGUCAAAAUUUUGACUGAACUCCUGGAUGAGCUUAACAUUGGUGAAUAUGAGAUAAAGUUGAACCAUCGAAAGUUGCUGGAUGGAAUGUUGGAUAUUUGUGGUGUGCCAUCGAAUAAAUUUCGAACCGUCUGUUCAAGUAUUGACAAAUUAGACAAGCAAUCCUUCGACCAGAUUAAAAAGGAAUUGAUUGAAGAGAAGGGGUUGGAUGUCGAGACAGUGGAGAAAAUUGGUUCAUUUGUGACACUGAGAGGGCACCCUUUGUCGUUAUUAUCAGAACUUAAAAAAGAAGGAAGUGAAUUCUUGAAUAAUGGUUCAUCAAGUCAAGCACUGAGCGACUUGGAGAUCUUAUUUCAAGCUUUAGACAGCGCAAGAUGUGUAGGUAAGGUGGUUCUUGAUCUAAGUUUGGCAAGAGGCCUUGACUAUUAUACUGGUGUCAUAUAUGAAGCUGCUUUCAAGGGUGCCACACAGGUUGGUUCAAUUGCUGCUGGUGGACGUUAUGAUAACCUUAUAGGCAUGUUUGGUUCAAAAACUUCUGUUGCUGCCAUUGGUGUCAGUUUAGGAAUAGAACGCGUAUUUGCAAUAAUGGAGCAAAACCAAAAAGAUGACAAGCAGCUUAUUCGUCCCUGUAAAACACAAGUUUUAGUGAGUAUAUUGGGUGAUGACUUACCGCUAGCAGCGAAACUGGUGAGCUUGUGUUGGGAUGCAAAACUAAAAGCAGAGUUCCUGCUCCAUAAAAGGUUGGACAAGCACUUAUCUCGUGCCAAAGAAUUGGGGAUACCUUGGAUGGUGAUUGUAGGGGACCGUGGAGUUGAAGAAGGAAUGGUCAAGCUAAAAGAUACAGAGGCUAGAGUAGAUCACAAGGUUCCUACAAGCAGCUUUCUUGAUGAGCUAGUCAGACUUAUGAAGACCCCCAGUCCCAGUUCACUAGAGAAGUAAUCUUAGAUAAAUGUUUAAGGAAAGAUUUUUCUUUAGCAUUCAAACUUGAAAGUGUUGGAUCAAUUGUAGUUUCACUUGCAUGAUCCUCAAUAUAUUGCCUUCACAAUUUGUCAA
Molecule: messenger RNA, 2898 nt
Organism: Erigeron canadensis
Lineage: Eukaryota; Viridiplantae; Streptophyta; Magnoliopsida; Asterales; Asteraceae
Product: histidine--tRNA ligase, cytoplasmic
Exons: 8
Coding region: 127-2784 (885 amino acids)
Biological process (GO): mitochondrial translation; histidyl-tRNA aminoacylation
Cellular component (GO): mitochondrion
Molecular function (GO): ATP binding; histidine-tRNA ligase activity
Source: RefSeq, a predicted model, not a curated record